Messenger RNA from Olea europaea var. sylvestris, 959 nucleotides. RefSeq names its product phosphatidylinositol:ceramide inositolphosphotransferase 1-like. Gene Ontology annotation, molecular function: ceramide cholinephosphotransferase activity; sphingomyelin synthase activity; inositol phosphoceramide synthase activity. The record is from RefSeq and is a predicted model, not a curated record. Bases 327 to 959 code for a protein of 210 amino acids. The transcript has 6 exons. Gene Ontology annotation, cellular component: endoplasmic reticulum membrane; Golgi membrane; trans-Golgi network. Gene Ontology annotation, biological process: ceramide biosynthetic process. Lineage: Eukaryota; Viridiplantae; Streptophyta; Magnoliopsida; Lamiales; Oleaceae.
GGAGACAAAUCAAACAACACUGAUAUAUAUUUAGCGCGAGAGGGAGAGAAACCAAUAAAAAGAUUUCAAGAGAGAAAUUGCCCUUUUAAAAGCUUCUUGUUCAGAUUGAUUUACAAUAUAACUUCGAUUUUUUUAAAGGAUUAUUGUGAAAUCGAUUCUGUUUUUUUAUUGGAAGAACCUCGACUAAGCAACUAGGUUUUACUUUGACGGAUCUUGGGAUAGUUAAUUGAACGGAGUUAUUUAGUUUGAUCCUGGUUAAUUAACGAGUGAAAUUUGAGAAAAAUAGAGUUCUUCUGUACUGAGAAUCCAGGAUGUUGUAACGUAAUAUGGCACUAUUCUUGUCUGCAAUAUACAUAGAAGAAAUGUCGCUUUACAUCGGUCGCGAGGCUUCAAAGUUAUGGAAGAGAUUUUGUGCGGAAAUUACAACCGAAAUCAACCUUCUCGCAGAAAAUUGGAAGUAUAUUCUAGGGGGUCUCAUUUGUCAGUACAUACACGGACUAGCUGCUCGAGGAAUUCAUUAUUUUCAUCGGCCAGGACCAAUACUUCAGGAUGUUGGCUUCUUUCUUCUUCCGGAGCUUGGACUAGACAAAGCUUACAUCAGUGAAACAGUAUUUACAUUCGUCUUUCUAUCGUUUGUCUUGUGGACUUUCCAUCCCUUCAUCUUCAAGAGCAAAAAAAUUUACACCGUCCAAAUAUUUAGUGUUUGUUUGAUUGAUUUACAAUAUAACUUCGAUUUUUUUAAAGGAUUAUUGUCAAAAUACAAUUUCCUUGAAAUAGCCGGCUCAGUCUCAACUGUUUCUCCGUGUUCAACUCGCGUGUUAUCGUACAAAGGAGACAAAUCAAACAACACUGAUAUAUAUUUAGCGCGAGAGGGAGAGAAACCAAUAAAGAUACCAAUAAGCAGCAGCCCCAGUUUCAAGAGAGAAAUUGCCCUUUUAAAAGCUUCUUGUUCAGAUUGA